AAUUCAGUUAUUUGUUUUGGUUUAUCAAAAUUGAAAUGCGAAAGAGUUAUUUAUUUAUUGGAUUUAUGUCAUGCAUAUCAAAUUGGGUUUAUGUGUCGCGAAUGAAAUAAAAUUUUAGUGGUAUCCAGUUUAGGAUUGAGAUGACAAGAAGACCAGUUGAAAUGAAGGAAUCAAGUGUAUUUAGUGAAAAAUCCAUUCUUCCAGCGUGUAGGAUACAAUGUGAACCAGGAUGUAUAAAAAUUGGUGAUAAAGAAUACCAGUCAGCAUCAGAAGCUUUAAAUGCUUAUCUUGAUCAGUUUGACACUCCAGAAACUCAAUCAAGAUAUUCACUAAGAUCAAACAAUAGUUUACAGUCUUCAGUGUUAAAAAUACAACAACAUAAAAUUAUUGAGGAUGAAAUUCAAAAGGCAAAGCAAGAUAUCAAAAUUGAAGUUUUGAAAAAAGCUUUAGAUAAAUCAAAGAAGAGAGAGCAUGGAUAUUUACAAAAGGAAGUUGAUGAUGCUCUAGCUAAAUCAGGAGAGUUGUUAGAGAGGCUAAAUACAACUGAUGAUUCUAUUCAACAAUGUCCUAGUGAUUUAGGCAGUUUAACAACAGACAUUCUUUUAACAGUCAAUCCUUAUCAAGACCUAAAACGUUCAGAAUCAAAACAUGUUUAUUCUUAUCAUAGAACAUCACGUUCACCAACCCCUACCAUCAAAUCUACCUCACAAUCUACAAAUCAAAAUACACUUUCUAAUGGAUCCAAAUCAAAACUCCCACCAACAGGCCUUGGAGCAAAUAAAUCAAAAUCUAAUAUGACUACAUGCAAGAAUGGUCGUGCUUUAAGGAGUAGGUCAGUGUCACCAACAUCAGGAAAAUCAUUCAAAACACCAAGCUGGGUACAAGAAUUAGAUAACUCAAGUAUUAAUGGUCCUCCAAGCUGGAUAGAUGGUCUGGCCGCUUCUGAUAUAUCAGACUCUCUUUGGAAUGAUAAAACUAGAAUAAACCCACAAGAUGAUAAGUUUAGAACACUACCAGAAGAAACAUUAAGUUACCUUAAUUCUACUACACCAGGCUUAAAUUAUUCUGAUCUUCAUUCCAAAACACCUGACAGCAAGCCACAAUCUUUUUCUGAGUUGAGAACAUACACAGCCAAUUUAAUUUCCAAAGCUGAUAAAUUUUUAAAAGAAAGCGAACUAAUUGAGAGAAAAUCGCUUGAUACAGACAUGUCUUCAAUUAAUCAGCCUAGCGAAAUGACACCGAAACGUAAAGGCUUACAUACAACAUUAGAUAAAUAUAUAGCAGACAUGUCUAGUCCAUUCUCAGGUAAGAGAGAUAGUGAAUCUAUAGAGAAUAUGCCAAGAUGUUCCAGUAUGGAUAAUAUGAUGGGUGAUGAUAUUGGUCCUAAAUCUGAUGUAACAGGUGCCAGCACUAUACCAAUGGCUAGUAAUCCAGUGACUCCAAAGAAAUCUGGUAAACCAACUGUAACAUUUAGUCCUUAUCAUAUUGGUAAAAGUCCCAAUUCCAGUGCUAUAUUAGAUGGUGAUAGACCAUGGGAAAAUUCACCAUUACUUAAAGAUCCUGUGCAUGUAGAUAGCAUGAGUCCAGUACCUUUUGAAACAUCUAAUAAAAUAUCCAAAUCACCAACUCUUUCUGGAGGUCAACAGCCUGGUAGCUUAGAAGCACUAAAGAAAAUGUUAUUUAAAUUACAAGCUGAAAGUAAUACAGUUCAGUCAGAUUCAUAUACAUCUCAAAAUGAUAUCAAUCCAGCUGAUACAUUAGAUAUGCCAGCAUUAAAAGGGUAUAAUUUUGAAUCUGAACCAGGUGGCCAUUCACUUGAAAAGGCUUUGGUUCAUCUGUCCCGUUUAAAGAGUUUGGUUGAGAAAAAAGAUUCCUUUAUACAAGAUUCUGUGUUAAAUAAAUCUUCCCAUAGUGCACCAUCAUCUCCAAGGAGAUAGCUAUCCCACACCUUGUCAUUUACUUCCUUAUUCUUAUUAAUUGAGCUAUUUUAAAUACAAAGAAUUUGUUCCAUGAUUUUGUGUGCAGGUUACUAUGCAGGUAACACAAUUUAAACCAAAUAUAUUAAGCAAUGUAUUAAAUAUUGGUCCUCACAUGUAAUAGAUGCCUACCUCUUUAAUUGAAAAGAAAAUUUUAUUGCUGAAUAUUUUUAAUACCUAAAUGAGGUUCUAGAGAUUUCAUUAGAUGUUGUAUCAAAUGAAUCUUGAUCUGCAUUUAGCCCCAAUGUUCCUAGCAUUAAUUAUCAAAUAUGAUAAAUUUAUUUUGAUAUUAUAUUGUCAGUUGCUCAAUGUGUUAAAGUUGUGUAAAGUGUGCUGCACAUUGUUCCAUUUUUUUAUACUGUAUUUUUUGCUCCUUCAUCGAUUCCUUCCCAAUCCUUCCAUUUAGAGUUAAAAUCAAAAUGAUGAUACACAUCCAGUGAUACAAUCCAUAACAGAACAGUUAAUUGUUUUAUGAGGCAGAGUAGUAAUGUAAAUGGUUACAAUAAUAUAAAUGCCAUUGUAAAUGAAAUAUUCUGACUGAAAUAAACUGGGUUUUUGGGUAAUGUCCUGGAUAAAUUUAUUUUACUAAGCAUUUAUUUUUUUUGUGUAUAUUGCUGUGAUAUUUAUUUAAAUUUGCAAAUUAAAUUCUACUACUCAUCG
Messenger RNA from Lottia gigantea (owl limpet), 2636 nucleotides. RefSeq lists its product as hypothetical. Bases 141 to 1937 code for a protein of 598 amino acids. The transcript has 8 exons. The record is from RefSeq and is a predicted model, not a curated record. Lineage: Eukaryota; Metazoa; Mollusca; Gastropoda; Lottiidae.